This is a messenger RNA of Closterium sp. Yama58-4, 6840 nucleotides long. NCBI's taxonomy places the organism in Eukaryota, Viridiplantae, Streptophyta, Zygnematophyceae, Desmidiales, Closteriaceae. The record is from the annotation of a GenBank genome assembly.
AUGUCAUCUCUUUCUUCUCUUAUGCCCCCUCCUCCUUCCCUCCAGGCUCCCUCCGGGUGGCUCGCUCGUCAGCAGGACCCGCUGCGCAUAGCCGUGCCGAACAAGAAAGGCUACAACCAGUUUGUCGAGAUCCUGCCACCCACCGCCGCUCAGGGAAACGACCGCUUCACGGGGUUUUGUCUGGAUCUGUUCCGGGCGGCAGUGGCGCGGCUGCCUUACGAGCUGUCGUACGAGUUCAUGCAGUUUGGGGAGGGAGAUGCCACUCCGAGUUACUCUGAGAUGGUGUAUGCUGUGGCGAACAAUACAUACGACGGUGCCAUUGGAGACAUUGCGGUGCUCAAUUUCCGCAGCGAAGCCGUCGAUUUCACUGCCCCCAUCCAGCAAUCAGGGCUGAGCCUGGUGUCCUAUUACUGGCAUGUCGUCUCUAGUGUCUACAGUGCUGCCCUCACUGUUGCUCUCAUCUCUCUUUCCCUUCUCUCCUUCCCCCCACUCCCCCCCUCCUCCUCUACUGUCAUCAGUGAGGGGCAUAGUCAAGACAGCAUAUACGACGCGGCGGGGUCCGAGGUGAUGGUGGGCUAUCAGUACAACUACUUGCCAAUCGCAUUCUCAUUCUUACCUUUCAUACCCCCCUUCUCUCUCCCCCCUCUCCCGCGCAGAGCAUAUACGACGCGGCGGGAGCAUAUACGACGCGGCGGGGUCCGAGGUGAUGGUGGGCUAUCAGUACAACUACUUGCCAAUCGCAUUCUCAUUCUUACCUUUCAUACCCCCCUUCUCUCUCCCCCCUCUCCCGCGCAGAGCAUAUACGACGCGGCGGGGUCCGAGGUGAUGGUGGGCUAUCAGUACAACUACUUGCCAAUCGCAUUCUCAUUCUUACCUUUCAUACCCCCCUUCUCUCUCCCCCCUCUCCCGCGCAGAGCAUAUACGACGCGGCGGGAGCAUAUACGACGCGGCGGGGUCCGAGGUGAUGGUGGGCUAUCAGUACAACUACUUGCCAAUCGCAUUCUCAUUCUUACCUUUCAUACCCCCCUUCUCUCUCCCCCCUCUCCCGCGCAGAGCAUAUACGACGCGGCGGGGUCCGAGGUGAUGGUGGGCUAUCAGUACAACUACUUGCCAAUCGCAUUCUCAUUCUUACCUUUCAUACCCCCUUCUCUCUCCCCCCUCUCCCGCGCAGAGCAUAUACGACGCGGCGGGGUCCGAGAGCAUAUACGACGCGGCGGGGUCCGAGGUGAUGGUGGGCUAUCAGUACAACUACUUGCCAAUCGCAUUCUCAUUCUUACCUUUCAUACCCCCCUUCUCUCUCCCCCCUCUCCCGCGCAGAGCAUAUACGACGCGGCGGGGUCCGAGGUGAUGGUGGGCUAUCAGUACAACUACUUGCCAAUCGCAUUCUCAUUCUUACCUUUCAUACCCCCCUUCUCUCUCCCCCCUCUCCCGCGCAGAGCAUAUACGACGCGGCGGGAGCAUAUACGACGCGGCGGGGUCCGAGGUGAUGGUGGGCUAUCAGUACAACUACUUGCCAAUCGCAUUCUCAUUCUUACCUUUCAUACCCCCCUUCUCUCUCCCCCCUCUCCCGCGCAGAGCAUAUACGACGCGGCGGGGUCCGAGGUGAUGGUGGGCUAUCAGUACAACUACUUGCCAAUCGCAUUCUCAUUCUUACCUUUCAUACCCCCCUUCUCUCUCCCCCCUCUCCCGCGCAGAGCAUAUACGACGCGGCGGGAGCAUAUACGACGCGGCGGGGUCCGAGGUGAUGGUGGGCUAUCAGUACAACUACUUGCCAAUCGCAUUCUCAUUCUUACCUUUCAUACCCCCCUUCUCUCUCCCCCCUCUCCCGCGCAGAGCAUAUACGACGCGGCGGGGUCCGAGGUGAUGGUGGGCUAUCAGUACAACUACUUGCCAAUCGCAUUCUCAUUCUUACCUUUCAUACCCCCCUUCUCUCUCCCCCCUCUCCCGCGCAGAGCAUAUACGACGCGGCGGGAGCAUAUACGACGCGGCGGGGUCCGAGGUGAUGGUGGGCUAUCAGUACAACUACUUGCCAAUCGCAUUCUCAUUCUUACCUUUCAUACCCCCCUUCUCUCUCCCCCCUCUCCCGCGCAGAGCAUAUACGACGCGGCGGGGUCCGAGGUGAUGGUGGGCUAUCAGUACAACUACUUGCCAAUCGCAUUCUCAUUCUUACCUUUCAUACCCCCCUUCUCUCUCCCCCCUCUCCCGCGCAGAGCAUAUACGACGCGGCGGGAGCAUAUACGACGCGGCGGGGUCCGAGGUGAUGGUGGGCUAUCAGUACAACUACUUGCCAAUCGCAUUCUCAUUCUUACCUUUCAUACCCCCCUUCUCUCUCCCCCCUCUCCCGCGCAGAGCAUAUACGACGCGGCGGGGUCCGAGGUGAUGGUGGGCUAUCAGUACAACUACUUGCCAAUCGCAUUCUCAUUCUUACCUUUCAUACCCCCCUUCUCUCUCCCCCCUCUCCCGCGCAGAGCAUAUACGACGCGGCGGGAGCAUAUACGACGCGGCGGGGUCCGAGGUGAUGGUGGGCUAUCAGUACAACUACUUGCCAAUCGCAUUCUCAUUCUUACCUUUCAUACCCCCCUUCUCUCUCCCCCCUCUCCCGCGCAGAGCAUAUACGACGCGGCGGGGUCCGAGGUGAUGAGCAUAUACGACGCGGCGGGGUCCGAGGUGAUGGUGGGCUAUCAGUACAACUACUUGCCAAUCGCAUUCUCAUUCUUACCUUUCAUACCCCCCUUCUCUCUCCCCCCUCUCCCGCGCAGAGCAUAUACGACGCGGCGGGAGCAUAUACGACGCGGCGGGGUCCGAGGUGAUGGUGGGCUAUCAGUACAACUACUUGCCAAUCGCAUUCUCAUUCUUACCUUUCAUACCCCCCUUCUCUCUCCCCCCUCUCCCGCGCAGAGCAUAUACGACGCGGCGGGGUCCGAGGUGAUGGUGGGCUAUCAGUACGGCUCCUUUGUCUACGGCUAUCUCGUUCAGCUUGGGUUUUCUCCGUCCCGCCUAGUGCCCUUGAACAGCGAGCGGGACUACUAUGACGCGCUCACAUCGCAAAAGGUGGCGCUGAUAGUGGACGAGGACCCCUACCUGAACGUCUUUGCCUCGCAGUACUGCCAAGUGCUCCGCGCGUCCCAGGCCUUCAACGUCCUCAACUCCGCCUUUGCGUUUCAAAAGGGCUCUCUCUUCGGGGCGGACAUUUCUCAAGCGCUGCUGGAGUUGGCACAAAAUGGCGAGCUGCAGCGCAUACGCAGCAUGUACAUUAAGAACACAUCUAACUGUGACAAUGCAGCAUCAGUGAUGGUGGAGAAGGUGCAGAUAUCAGCCACCACCAUGGCUGGGCUGAUGAUCGUCUACGGUGCCUUUUCUCUGCUGUGCUGUGUUGCGUAUAUCGCCAUCAUUAUAUACCGAGGACACCGCGCCCACAGGGAGUUGAAACCUGAUGCUGCUUUCAGGGAGGUCGGGACAGACGUCACUCUUACUCCGCCAACUGAGCCUGGUGGAUUCAUUGAUGGGGGCCCGUGGCGGGACAAUCACGAGGGGGCAGUGAGGUUUGAUCGAAUGUCAUUGGAUGGUGGGGAGGAGGUGACUGGGAGGUCAACUCUAGAGGAGCUAGAAAGGCUGUUGGGGGGAUUGAGUCAGAGGGCAAUUGGUGGUGAGGAGGUGACUUUUGAUUCGGCUGAACGGUUAGCUCCUGAGGAUUCAGAAGGGGCGGUGGGGUUGAGUAGGAGGGCGACAGCUGGUGGUGCAUGGGAAACAGAUGUGGAGAAGGAGGGUGGGUGGAAGGAUGCACGUACUGAUGCUGUUGAUGGUGAUGGUGAUGGUGCUGGUGCUGGUGAUGGUGAUGGUGAUGGUGAUGGUGAUGGUGAUGGUGAUGGUGAUGGUGAUGGUGAUGGUGAUGGUGACGGUGAUGGUAAGUCGCGUGGUGAGGUUCAUUUGAGUGGUGGUGAUGAGAGUACUGAAGCAGAUAAGCAGAAGGGUGAAGGGGGUAUUUCUACGGAUGAAGCAGAGGCGAUUCGAGCAAAAAUGGCAGACUUGAAGGAGAAGUUUCAGCUGGGAGAGGAAUGGACCCGUGUGCGCAACCUAGCAUCCUACGAAGACCUCCCUGCCCUCGCUGUAUCCACACCAUCCUCCUCCAGACUCACACCGCCAUCCCCCCGACUCGCAUUACCAUCCCCUCGCAUGAUGCCACCAUCCCUCCGAGUGACGUCACCAUCCCCUAGGAUGACGUCACCAGCCCCCAGAGUGACGUCACUAUCCCCUGGGAUGAUGUCACCGUCUUCCAGAAUGGCAUCACCAUCCCCAGGUUCGGAUAGGCUGCUCCGUCGAUCUGCCUCGAACAGGAACCUUCAGCGCCUGGAGGCUUCCCGGAACCUGCAGCGCCUCGCAUCUUCCCGGAACCUUCAGCACCCGGAUUUCUCCCGGAAGAACCUCCGGCGGUUCGAAUCUUCUCGGAACCUUCGCCAUACCAGGAGUGCGGCAAGUCUGCAUGACACCCCUAAUAUCCAGGCUAUACUCUCAAAUAGCCCAUCUGACACUGUGAGAUUCCAACAACGUCAGAGCCAGAGCGGAAGGGCUUUGAGAUAUAGCCAAUCGGUGAUGAGCAUGUCAGCAGCUGCGGCUGCAGUGGCAGCAGUUUCAUCUGGUGCCUCUUCCGGUGCUCGUGGCAUUGCCAAUGGCACUGCAGAUUCAACUCCUAUCAGUAUUGCUGCCACUGCCGACGCUGCUGUUGCUGCUGCUGAUGCUGCUGCUGCUGCUGCUGCCGCUGGUGCUACCGGUGUGACCCCCUCACUCUUUCCAGAUGCCUUCUCUCCCCGAUCUCCACACCCCUUCAGCAAGAGCAGGACCUUCAAACGCAGCCCUGCUGCUUUCGACCCUACCAGCACCAGCCCAUCCAGUUUCCAAGCGUUGCAUCACAACCGCCCGCCAGCCCUUGUUACACGCACGGGCACACGCCCGUUCUCUAAGAGCAAAACCUUCAAGUAUAGCAGCAGCAACCCCUCUUUUAGCCUCACUAGCCCCUCCGGUCAAGCCCCCUCCAAACCUCCUCCCAGAAAGCACCUGUCUAGCGGGAACCUGUCUGGUGGAAACCUGCAAGGCACAGACCUGCCCAGUCGAGACCUCCACCAGGUUCCGCCUGGAAGGGGUAUGUCUCGGCAUCUGUCGAUGAAUCCUAGGACCAACACAGGUGGGGGCGAAGUGGUUAUGAGGGAUGCAUGGUCGGCAGGUAUGGUUAUCAAGGGUUCAAGUUCAGGAGAUGCACUUAUGAGCAAUGCAAGGUCGGCCGAUGCGCUUAGAGCAGCACAGCACUCCGUAGACAAAGGCAAAGGCCCAGCUUUGGAGGAGACGCCCCAAACGCCAAUCUCCAGCGUGCCUGUGCGUGUUGCAGCAGCAGAGAGGGUCACGACUGGGGCAGAAGCACUAAGGGCAGCCUCUGUGGCAAAUUCACACAAAGCUGCAGCUUCGGCACAACCACAAGCAUCCUUCUCUGGAAAAGACUCACAAGCAGCAGUUUUCGGGCAGGAUCCACUGUCGGCAAUGUCUAGGGCAGAUUCGCAGGCAUCGUCUGGUGGUGCUUAUAACGAGGCAAGGCUUGGAUCUUAUAACGAGGGAUGGACUGGCGCCUAUAGAGAAACCCCAUCGCCUGGUGCAUCGAGGGUGGGGCAGCUGUCAAGGCAGAUGCUGCGUGGGCAAGGAAUGAGCAGCUUCAAUGACAGCAUGUUUGCUGGUGGCGGUGGCGGUGCUUGUGAGAGUAGGUUUUCCAGUAGCAGUUCUGUGGAGAGUAGGUUUCCUGGUGCCACUGCAGAACCUCCGGCUGCUGACUCCGGCGAGAAAAAAUCUCGGAAGAGGAAGCCCGGCCGUGGUUCUCGAAUCAUCGGAACCGGCUCAGCGGUGCCGGAGAAGAUCGUUUCCAAUGAUUUCCUCGCAACCCUGAUGGAAACGUCUGACGAAUGGAUCGCCACCCGUACCGGCAUUCGGAACCGCCAUGUCCUCUCUGAGAACGAGUCAAUGACCGGCCUGGCUACAGAGGCUUCGCGGAAGGCUCUGGAGAUGGCUGGCGUGGACCCUGCUGACGUGGACCUGAUCAUCUUCUGCACAUCAACCCCCGACGACAUUUUCGGCGGCGGUUGCCUGGUUCAACGGGACCUGGGCUGCAAACGGGCUGUGGCGUUCGACCUCACCGCAGCAUGCAGUGGCUUUGUUCUCGGCCUUGUCACCGCCUCCCGGUUCAUCCAAGGAGGCGGGUAUGAGCGGGUGCUUGUGGUGGGAGCGGAUGGGCUGUCGCGAUACGUGGACUGGUCGGACAGGGGCACGUGCAUUCUGUUUGGCGAUGGCUGUGGGGCCGUGCUGGUGCAGGCUGCAGCUGAGGGGGAGAGCGACGGCAUGCUGGGGUUUGACAUGCACAGCGAUGGCGUUGGCUCCAGGCACCUGCACGCGUGCUUCAGUGUGACACCGGCGCCGGUAGAGAGCGGGUCCAUUGCGGGGAGGGCAGUGGCGACCCCCAUAGUGAUGAACGGGAAGGAGGUCUACAAGUUUGCUGUCACAUCCGUGCCCCAGGUCCUACAAGCAGCGCUUCAGGAGGCAGAGCUCUCGACUGACGACAUUGACUGGCUUCUGCUGCAUCAGGCCAAUCAACGGAUAAUGGACGCUGUCGCAACAAAGAUGGGCAUUCCUCAUGAGAAGGUGAUCUCAAACGUGGCCAAUUAUGGCAACACGAGCGCUGCCUCCAUCCCCAUUGCUCUUGACGAAGCUGUGCGCAGCGGUAAAGUGAAGUCUGGGGACGUUAUCGCAACGGCUGGUUUCGGUGCUGGCCUUACAUGGGCAUCUGCAAUCGUGCGAUAUGGAUAG